CUCUCACUUUCUCUCUCCACUGCAACGUUUUUAGUGAGAGAAAAAGAAAACAGGGGAAAAUAAAUACUCUCUCUCUCUCUAUCUCUCUAUCUCUAGCUGCACCACCGGUUCAAAUCGCGUCUUUCUUUCGGUCCCCGUUUUCAACUCCAAGUCUCGCCCUUUGCACCGCCGUUCGCCGAAAGACCCGAUUUUCUCCGGCGGGUCGAUGCGAAGAUGCCGGUCUACAACUCGUCGUUCGUGAACACCGAGCUGUCCAAGCCCACCUCCAUCUUCGGCCUCCGCCUCUGGGUCGUCAUCGGCAUCUUCCUCGGCUCCCUCAUCGUCGUCGCGCUCUUCCUCCUCUCCCUCUGCCUCACCUCCCGCCGGCGCGGCGGCGGCGGGGGGAAGGGGGGCGCCGCCGCCUCCGCCGAGAAGCAGCGCCGCGGCGGAGGCGGAGGCGGCGGCGUCGGCCCCCACGACGCGCCGGCCGCCACGCCCCCCAUCUCGAAGGAGAUCCUCGAGAUCGUGCCGUCGGAGGCCCCCCGCGCGGCCCCGGCGCCGGAGAUCCAGAUCGACAUGGGGAAGGUGGAGCACCGGGUGGUGUACUCGGAUCGUUACUCGAGCGGGGAGAGCAGGGGGACGGAGAGGACCGAGACCGCGUCGCUGGGGAGCGGGAACGCGGGGCCCGAGGUGUCGCACCUGGGGUGGGGGCGGUGGUACACGCUGAGGGAGCUCGAGGAGGCGACGGGUGGGUUGUGCGAGGAGAAUGUGAUCGGCGAAGGUGGAUAUGGGAUUGUGUACAGCGGCGUGCUUGGCGAUGGGACGAGAGUCGCUGUGAAGAAUCUCCUGAAUAACAGGGGACAAGCUGAGAAGGAGUUCAAAGUGGAGGUUGAAGCGAUUGGGCGCGUAAGACACAAAAAUCUUGUCAGGCUGCUUGGUUAUUGCGUUGAGGGUGCUUAUAGGAUGCUUGUGUAUGAUUAUGUUGACAAUGGAAAUCUAGACCAGUGGCUUCAUGGGGAUGUAGGCGAGGUCAGCCCUCUUACGUGGAAUAUCCGUGUAAACAUUAUACUUGGAACCGCAAAGGGAUUGGCCUACCUUCAUGAGGGUCUUGAACCUAAAGUUGUCCACCGAGAUGUGAAGUCCAGCAACAUACUGCUGGAUCGACAAUGGAACUCUAAGGUGUCAGAUUUCGGACUUGCAAAGCUCCUUUGUUCUGAAAUGAGUUAUGUCACAACUCGUGUGAUGGGAACAUUUGGCUAUGUGGCACCAGAAUAUGCUUGCACCGGAAUGCUGAACGAGAAGAGUGAUGUCUACAGUUUUGGAAUACUGAUCAUGGAAAUAAUAACGGGCAGAAGUCCUGUUGAUUAUAGUCGACCAAAGAGCGAGGUGAAUUUGGUUGAAUGGUUGAAGGCCAUGGUUGGAGAUCGAAAAGCUGAGGAAGUUGUCGAUCCAAAGCUGCCUGAGAUGCCUGCUUCAAAAGCGCUCAAGCGGGUUCUUCUGGUCGCUCUUAGAUGCGUUGACCCUGAUGCAACGAAGAGGCCCAAAAUGGGUCAUGUAAUCCAUAUGCUUGAGGCCGAUGACUUGCUGUUUCGCGAUGAUCGUCAAAUUGGGAGAGACUCGUCGCACUCGAACCGGGAAUACCAACAGGACAACCAUGCUGGUGCAAGGUUAGGAAGUAAAGCUACAAGCGAAGUAACUUCCGAUUCGGGUAGAUGUGAUAGCGACAGGAACUAUCAUCAGCCAACUAGAUGGAGAUAACAAACACGAAGUGCACCUGCCAAGCAAAUAUAGAUACCAUUUUACUCAGGAAAUUGUCAUUUAUAUCUGAUUUAUGCAUUAGUUACACCAUUCGUCUUCUUUAUCUGUUUUCCCCCAGUGUACCUGCCACGAGUAGAGAAUCCUGUUGCUAUAAUUGGAAAACUUCAUUGGCCUCUUCUAUA
Molecule: messenger RNA, 1919 nt
Organism: Syzygium oleosum
Lineage: Eukaryota; Viridiplantae; Streptophyta; Magnoliopsida; Myrtales; Myrtaceae
Product: probable serine/threonine-protein kinase At1g01540
Exons: 7
Coding region: 214-1737 (507 amino acids)
Biological process (GO): protein phosphorylation
Molecular function (GO): protein kinase activity; ATP binding
Source: RefSeq, a predicted model, not a curated record